Messenger RNA from Glossina fuscipes, 1956 nucleotides. RefSeq names its product transcription factor grauzone-like. Bases 122 to 1714 code for a protein of 530 amino acids. The record is from RefSeq and is a predicted model, not a curated record. Lineage: Eukaryota; Metazoa; Arthropoda; Insecta; Diptera; Glossinidae. Gene Ontology annotation, molecular function: zinc ion binding; DNA-binding transcription factor activity. The transcript is spliced from 5 exons. Gene Ontology annotation, cellular component: nucleus.
GUUUUUAUAAGUAAACAACGCAAGAAGACAAAGUUAUAUUCCUAACAAAAGUUAAAAAAUUUUUAGUAAAAUAAGGUGAUAAUAAAAUAAUUUGUCAUAAUACAGGACAUCAGGACGUACCAUGUUAUGCCGUAUGUGCUUACAAGAGUCAGGCGAAACUAUGCCUUUGUUUUUUGAAGAAGGCGAUAGUUUGAAUAUUCCCGAAAUAAUAAAUAAACACUUUUGGUUUAAGCCUUUGCCGAACGACAAAAAAUCUUCGAUAAUUUGUAAAGAGUGUUGGGGCAAAAUUGCCGAUUUUCAUGAUUUUUAUGAAGCUGUAAGAGUUGCCCAUGAAGGUUACGAGUCGAAGUUGGAUAUAACCAGAUAUAAAAGUGAAGAAAUUGAUAUUAAGCAGGAGGAUGAAGAGCGAUUCGCUGAAACUCUCUUGAAUGUUGAAACGGAAAUGCUCGUUGCUCCCGAUCAAAGAUCUAAUAGUGAACCCAAUCCAUUGGACGAAAUCGAGGUUGAAAAAUGUAUGACUGCUAACGUAGCCAACUUUUCAGAAGAUGAAGAAGAUAAAACCAAACCUGAUUUUAGUACUUCUGAUAGUGAAUAUCUAAUGCCAAGAAAAAAAAAAAUCAAACUUGGCAAGAAGAUUUCUAAACGAAAAUCAAGUAGGAAAAACGUAGAAGAUACCAAAAAACCGAAGAGAACAACAAGAAAGUAUGAUCCAAUAUUAAUAGAAAGCUUAAUAAAGAAACAUAUACGGAUGGUGUGUAAUUUAUGCGUCUUUAUUGGCGAGACAUUUGCAGAUAUUGUGCAACAUUUUAAUAGCAAUCACCCCAAUGAAAAACCUUAUGUUAUGUGUUGCGAACGUAAAUUGAAUCAAAGAUACCUAUUGAAUCAACAUGCUUUAAAACACGAAGAUCCAGAUUACUUUAGAUGUCACAGCUGUCAAAAAUCGUUUGUUGACAGCAGUUGUUUAAGGGCGCAUGUUUUAUGCCAUCACGCUACCGAAGAGGAGAAAACCCACGCUUGCGAAUUAUGUCCACAACGUUUCGCACGCAAACAAUUUUUGGAGUACCACAAAGCGACGCAUAUACCUCGAGAGGAAAGAACUUUUAUUUGUGCCAAAUGUCCGACACGCAAAGCUUUCGCUACUGAUUAUUUAUUACAAAUACACUAUAGCAUAAGACAUAAGCGGGAAGCUAACGUGUGCCACGUUUGCGCCAAGACGAUAAAUGAUAAACGCUGUUUCGAAAAGCAUGUACGAGGGCAUUUUGAAAAUAGCGGCCCACGCUUGCAAUGUCCGCAUCCAGGUUGCGAUAGUUGGUUGAAAGACGAGGAUAACUUAAAGCAACACUUAAAAACUCACAACCCCGACUGUAAAACUUAUCAAUGCCCGGAAUGCGGGAAAUUUUGCAAAAAUCGCCGCGCUCUAACCAAUCAUAAGCGUAAUGCGCAUUCCACCGAAAUAUUUAAAUGCGAACAAUGCGAUAAAGAAUUUAAAAGAGCAAUUGCUCUGAAGGAACAUAUGGCUCAGCACACGGGAGAAACAUUAUAUAAAUGUCCCUUUUGUGCGAGAACGUUUAAUUCGAACGCUAACAUGCAUGCACAUAAAAAGAAAACACACCCAGCGGAAUGGAAUGAAUGGCGUAAACUACAACGUGGUAGUAUUCAAAUCUUAAAUCAGAGAAGCGAAACUUUGGAGAACAAUUUGAGUAAUAACUAUUGAACAAUAAUAGGCAAAAAUAAGAAAGAGAACAUUAUAAAUCUUGAUGCGAUUUUUGAGAAUCGAAUAGCUGAAGUAAUUGCACUAAAUUUUCUUUUAACACGCUACGUAAGUUUCAAACUGAGAGGUAUCAAAGUAUCGUUUGAAAAAUAAAAGCAUACACCGUAUUUUUAUGCCGAUAAAAAUAUAUAUUAAUUUUAUAUGUUAAUGAAAAAAAAGAAGGCAUGUUCUCAAGAUUUCUAACG